ACGUCAGUUCGAUAAAAUAGUAAAUUUUGUCUGUGGUCGUAGACUCUCAGUACUUUCAGCUUUUAGUGAAGAGACUUAUUUUUCAUUGCUGAUUUUAAUUAAGUGAAAUGAUAGACUGGAUUUGAAACAUUUCAAUAUGGGGAGGCCCUACUCUGGUAUGAUUGGACAAUGGAUAGCAUGAAACACUUGCAAUAUACACAAUGAGUGCCCCAAGUGGGUGUGUCAACUGCAGUGAUGGCUCAGAGAAGUCUGACUUGAAGCAUGAGGCAGAGUGCUCAGAGGGGGAAGAUGCUCAAAUUAGACUUGCGCCUCAUGUGCAGGCAUACCUUGCACAUAAUAGCCCAACAACCAACUGUUGUGGGCUCACCAUCCCCAUCGCUUUUGAAAGGGCUGCCCCGGGUACAUGGUGGAAUCCCAGAUUUGAUUCCAAGAUACUUGAAGGCCAAUAUAGACAUAGUUCCUUUAGACAAAUAAGAUUAAGAUUCAGAUUUGCACUUUUAUACAUUUUGAUAUUUUCUAUAUCAUGGUUUGUCUACUUUGUGGUCCUGGGUUUGAAUGGUAUGACAGUGAAAUGGCCAUUUCUGUGUUCUAUAUUUGCUGGAGUCCUAUUGAUAACAUCUGUUAUGUUGUAUGUCACAUUCACAAAUGUAUACAAGCGGUAUACAUUCAAGAUAUCCUUAGUUAUGGCCCUGGCGCUGUGCACUCUUAGCCUGUCACUUGUGACACUCACCACACAGGUGCAGCCGCAUGGACUGCCUCCCCGCGCGGCCGACAUUAGCCAAUCAGGACACUUCAUCAUGUGCAUUGAAAUCCUGUUAAUUAUAUAUACACUUACACCUCUACCACUGUUUGCCUGUGUUAUCACUGGAAUUUUAUAUUCAGUUGUUUUUGAAGUGUUGAACAUUGUGUUGCACCUGACCGAACAAGAAUGGCAAGGUCCCGGGCUAUUUGUAAGGAUCCUGUUGCAGCUGUGUGUGCACAUUAUCGGUAUACAUAUAUAUUUAAUGACAUUUGUCAGAAUGCGCGGUACGUUUAUGAAAGUAGGUCAGAGUUUGUUGGUGCGAAGGCAGCUAGAAAUGGAAAAGCAGUUGAAAGAGAAAAUGAUACAUUCAGUGAUGCCUCCAAAGCUCGCGAGCUGCCUGAUGGAGGAGCAAGUUUUAGAAUCAGAGCCUAAUCUGAAGAAUCGUCAUGAUCCACUCAAUGCAAGGCCUUCUAACCCCGCAGCAGGAGAUAUUAAGUCACUGUUCCGACCAUUUAACAUGAGCUGUAUGGACAAUGUCAGUAUUUUAUUUGCUGAUAUUGUCGGUUUUACGAAAAUGUCCAGUAACAAAGGUGCUGAAGAGUUAGUGAAUAUACUGAAUGAUUUGUUUGAGAAAUUUGACGAGCUGUGUCAGAUACACGGCUGUGAGAAGAUCUCGACAUUAGGGGACUGUUAUUAUUGUGUGUCGGGUUGCCCGGAGCCGCGCCCGGACCACGCCACAUGCUGCGUGGAGAUGGGGUUAGGUAUGAUAGAUGCGAUCCAAGAAUUCGACAGAGAGCGCGGGGAGGGCAUCAACAUGAGAGUGGGCGUGCACACAGGGACGGUGCUGUGCGGGAUCGUGGGCACCCGCCGGUUCAAGUUCGACGUCUGGAGCAACGACGUCUCCUUCGCCAACAAGAUGGAGUCCACCGGCAAGCCCGGACGAGUACAUGUCUCUGAAGAGACAACCAGGUUUCUCGGAGGCUCGUAUGUUCUCGAAGAAGGCGACGAAGUAUUUGGUCAUAAAACAUACUUCAUAGAGGGUCGCCAGCUGAGCUCCCCGUACGACCACGAGCAGUGCCUCACGCCCUCCAACCCCGUCAACUUGCGCCUCAUUAUAUCUCCCGCAGCAUCCCCUCAGUCCGUCCUUUCUUUCAUGCAACCCCCGCGCUCUCCCCAAUCUCCGCAAGGCUUCAAUGACGCUCGGAAAUCGGACAACUUUCUGGCGCCAGCUCCCUUUCAUUUCCGUGCUAAGGCUAGUUCGCUGCCCAGUAUAUUGGACUCCGACGAAAUGGAUGAAAAAAGGGAGAAAGGCUUUCCGGAGGGAACCGACAGCUCAUCUAAAAGUCCUACGUCUGUAGGAAGUUACGGCAAGUACGCAAGUAAGUUGAAGAAUUGGAAGGUGUCGAAAUUCUUAAGAAAACAUUCCGAUACCCCAUUGCACGCAAUAAAGAAACAAGCAUUCAAUGAUGCCGACAAAACACUUCAACUACUGUCGUGCGGCGACGCGCCAUCGAGCAACGGUUACCAGCAAGUGCCUAUCGUGAUAGAGGCUCAGGACACCAAGGCCAGGCCGACCAGCAGCAAGCUCAACACGCCUGUGAACCCCGACAUGGUGUCGUUUGAGAAAGAGAUCAUCGAUAUCCGGUCGUACCUGAGCCAGUCAAGGAGUAACAUGUCGCCCUUCGCGAGAAGUAGCAGCUAUAGGUCGCAGUACGGAAGGCCUACUAAUAUUGACAUCCCCGUGUGUCGCGCGCGCAGCUCGACGCUGGCCACGCAAGGGGAGCUGCGCGCGUGCGUGCGCAAGCGGCAGGACGACUCCGUCAGCCUGUGCCCGUCCGUCAACAGCCGCAAGGACAGCGGCAUACGGAGCACCAGCCGCCGCUCCAGCAUACAGCAGCAGAUAUUUGCCCUGAACCACACGGCGAUAGCGGUGUCGCAGGUAGACAUGAUGCAGCACCGCGUGUCAGGCUACUACACGUCGUCGCAGUCCUCGCUCAACGAGCCGUCCUCGCGCACGCGCCUGCCGCCGCCCCUCAACGACCAGCAGGUGCAGUCCCUGCAGAAGCUGCGCAAGCAGUCCGACCUGCAGCUCAUCCGCUGCGUCCAGGACAACGCCAGGUCGGGCAUCAACUACUUCGUCCAACCGCCCCUCAAUAGAUUCACUCUCUUCUUCAAGGCGCCAGAGAUAGAGGCGCAAUAUCGCGACAAAGCGCACCGAAGCGAUGACUGUGAGGAUUUCCCUCCGACUCUGACCACUUCAAGAUUUAACACCGCUUUAGAUAUUCUUGUUUCUGCUAUAAUCUUUUUAGCCGUUUCCGUUUCGAUAUUCGUUUUGUAUCACGCGUGGAGACAGUGGAUCGGGUGGUUCGUGCUCUUCAAUGUCAUAGAGGCUGUUACAAUAUCCUGCUGCGUCUACCGACACUACUUGAAAUGGAAGACGAAAGGGAACCCUCCCGUCACGGACACCAUCCAGCGGUCCGUGAAGGUAUUUAGGCAAUUAACGGAUUGGUUUCCGUGGCAUGUAUCGGGCGGGCUGCUAAUUAGCCUGCCGAUUCUGGCUAUUUUAAUAAAUUUCUCCUGUAAUUACACGACGAUGCCCAUUUUGAAGGGCGAGCAGUCCUUCUACGUGUAUUUGCUGUGCAUUAGCAUAGUCCACUUCUGUAAUUUUACCCAAAUGAACUGGCUGGUGAAGAACACUUUGGUGACUGUAUAUGCUGGCCUGUUCCUGUUCCUCGCCGUACUCGGGUGUCACGAAGUAAAUACUCAAUAUUUAGACGCUGAUAUUAUGCGGCCUUCAAUACUAGCCGCUACUUAUAAUAACUCAUUAAACGCGACCAAUGACUAUUCUGACGACUGGCUAGAGAACAACAGUACCGAGACAGGCGAAGGCACGCUGCACAAGAUGCAUUUAACGGAGCUUUAUUUAGACAUAGUUUUGCUGCUGAUGCUGGUAUGGUUUCUCAAUAGAGAGUUUGAGAUCAGCUACCGUCUCAGUUUCUACAGCAACGUUGUAGCCAACCGGGAUAAGCAGAGGGUCCAGAACAUGCGAAACCAAGCGGACUGGCUCCUACACAACAUCAUCCCGCGCCACGUCGCCGACCAGCUCAAGAACACCGCCAAGUAUUCUGAAAACCACAAGGACGUCGGUAUUAUCUUCGCUAGCAUAGUCAAUUUCAAUGAAAUGUACGACGAGUCGUACUUAAAGGGAAAGGAAUACCUUAGAGUUCUGAACGAGUUAAUCGCGGAUUUCGACGAGCUAUUAGAGAGACCGGAGUUUCAGCACGUAGAAAAAAUCAAAACUAUCGGAAGCACGUUUAUGGCGGCUAGCGGACUCAAUCCAGACUUGAGGCACUCUUCCCGCGGCUCACACGAUCAUCUCUACCAGCUGAUGGACUUUGCUUUAGAAAUGCAGAAAGUUGUGGACAAUUUUAAUCAAGAUUUGCUAGAGUUCGAUUUCAUUCUUCGGAUCGGGUAUAACUUUGGGGAUGUUACGGCUGGGGUUAUCGGCACAACCAAAUUGUACUAUGACAUUUGGGGCGACGCGGUGAACAUCGCGUCUCGGAUGGACUCGACGGGAGUCGUGAAGCGUAUCCAAGUGGGCGAGGCGUGCAUCCCCGUCUUGUCACCCAUCUACGAGUUCGAACAGCGCGGCAGCGUGUACGUCAAAGGCAAAGACGAUAUGAACGUAUAUCUCUUAGUCAGAAAAAAAUAACUCUAGAUGAAACAAAUUAUUUAUAAUGGAAAGUAGAAUCUGUGAUUUAAUUAUAUGUAUAUUUGUUACUACGUAACUAACGUAAUGAGGUUACAGUUUAAGAGAUGCUUGGGUCAUACACUUAUUUAGGUUCUAAUUGAAUUCCUCUGGAGUUGCAGGCGUACAAAGGCUACGGAGACUGCUUACCAUCAGGCGGGCCGUAUGCUUGUUUGCUACAGACGUAGUAUUAAAAAAAAUUUGAUUGGAUUGAAUCUGUUCCUGCAAGUUCUGAAUAUCGUUGAAACCAUUAUCUAUAAUUUUGGUACAGGCCAAAGUUACGUCGGUUUGAUCGUACAGCUCUCAACCAGAAAGAAGGCUCCAGUAUGCUUAACUUUUGGGGACAGAAGAAAGAACUUUUGUUUUAGAAGCCUGUGUAUGGCCCGCUUAUUUAUUGUGUGCAUUACAAAAGUGAUAUAAUGGCUUAAAGAAAUACUCCAAAUAUAUAAAGGAUAUUAAUUUAUUGUUAUUUGGCUUAAACCUAGCACUCACUACCCUGCUUGCAGUCCUGCUAUAGCGGGAGGUAGCCCUGCUAGAGCGAGAUGGUAAUCUUACUAAUGACUAUGUUUGUUUCUCACUUCAGCAGGCAAGCAGGAUCGUGUGCAGGUUCUAGCUUUUAGCGUGUCGAAUGGCAGCGUGUGUGACGCAUGUUUAUGUGGUGUAAAACAAAUCUCCUUGCCGCAUUCUCUAAUCUGUAACCAGUGCUCUAGUCCACUAUGAAAUUUCAUUGAACUGUAUUAUGUGACUAAAUAUUAUUUAUCCGUCUUAUAUGUAUUUGACCGUAGUUAAUUAUGUAAUUAUUAAUGAGGAAUAUUAAAGAUUCUUCCAAAGGGUAGCUAAAUGAUUUGUAAUGAUUCGAAUUGAUAAGAUGAAAAUCGUGUUAACUACGAAUGCGUAAUACAAAGGCAACGAAAUGGUAUGGGUUGUGGGUGAAACCUGACUUAUGUUUAUGACUUUGUUAGCCGUGUCGAUGUAUCGUAAUAUCAUACUUAAAUCCGAUUUAGACAGUUUUUGUAAAUGUACGAGUACUGCGUUCCGAAGCUAAUGUUUUCCUAUAGCUUACAGAGUAAUAUUGUAAAAUGAGUAGCAAAUUAUCCGUCAAUGUGUAAUGCCUCAGCUUUGGUGCGCCCUAUUUCAAAAGUAGAAGCAUGUACUGUUCUUUAUAUCCAAUAAUACGAUUAUUCAAGUAACUUAGUAGUGAUUAAUAUAUUACAAUCAACUAGCGCAAUUUACUAAUGUAUAGGGUUGCUGCGUUUAUUGUCUACAUAAACAUAAAAUUGUAUUUACGUCUGAAGACGAUUUGUGUCUUCGUUAAUGAGUUUUUUGUGUGAUUGUAUAUGUCAGAUACGAUGAGCUGUACUUGUACUUAUGUACUAUAUUGCUCGCAAAAGAUAUUCUAAUGCGAAAAUUUUACAACCGCGUGUCUUCUCAUUACAUACCUUGUAAGAAUUAUUUAAACUUAUGAUGAAAGCCUUGACUGUACAUUCCACUUGUAUUUAUGAUAUUGCCUUCGAAUAUAUAUUUUCUAGGGAAACGAAGUAUUUAAAGAAGGAUUUUUUCAGAGGGGAAUUUUUACUGAAUGUUGGACCAAAACUGGAUUAUUAGACGCAAUUAGCUCUCUUUAAAUCUUACCUCUUUGGUAAUAUAUUUGCUCUUUAUACAGUACAAAUUCGAAGAUGUACUGGUAUAUUUAUAAAUAGAAACCUUCUUGUGAUACGUGAAAAUCGAUAUAUAUGACUAUAAUAUUUAAGGAAAACAUUUUUCUUUAUAUACAUGAUACCUAAUCCCUACCUUUUUCAGUAAAACAACGUACAAUAAUAAAAUAUUAAAUUUAA
This is a messenger RNA of Cydia pomonella (codling moth), 6325 nucleotides long. RefSeq names its product adenylate cyclase type 9-like (gene Ac13E). NCBI's taxonomy places the organism in Eukaryota, Metazoa, Arthropoda, Insecta, Lepidoptera, Tortricidae. The transcript has 8 exons. The record is from RefSeq and is a predicted model, not a curated record. Bases 201 to 4454 code for a protein of 1417 amino acids. Gene Ontology annotation, biological process: intracellular signal transduction; adenylate cyclase-activating G protein-coupled receptor signaling pathway; cyclic nucleotide biosynthetic process. Gene Ontology annotation, molecular function: adenylate cyclase activity.